AUGCCAAAGCUGACAGACCCGAAGCAGAUGAGAGAAGCGACAAGGUCGUACUUGGGCAAGAAAGAAGCUUACGGGCCUCUCUUGGAGAAGCAGGAAGCCAAGACAGUGUCUGGUGGCACGGUCGCUUUUUGGCUGGUGAAUGUUUUCAGCCUGCUGGAUGGGAUUUGCCGUGCCGGUGGUGCUUUCUACGACUUGCUUCGGAGCUGUGCAGAGAAAGCGGGCGGAAGGCCACUCCGAUUCGCGAUCUACUCAGACGAGGUAAUCCCAGGCAAUGUCCUUGCCGCCCGAACCUCGAGGAAGAGCUGGUGCAUCUAUCUCUCGUGCAUAGACUUCCCUGCACAGGUGCUUGCGAUGGAAGAGGCCUGGCUCACCAUCGCACUGCCGAGGAGCUCUUUUGUGGCCUCGCUGGAGGGAAGUAUCAGCCAGAUCUUCAAAAUCAUCUUUCGCAGUAUCUUCUUGCACUCUAAGCAUGACCCGGCGGCAGGUGUUUGGAUGCAGGGGCCGAAGGGCGGGUUUCAUUUGUCAUUCGAGCCAAGCAUGGUAAUACAAGACGGGGCAGCUCACAAAUUCGCUUGGAGUGUGAAAGGUGACUCGGGUUCGAAGUAUUGUUUGUUGUGUGGCAAUCAGCGAGCCGACAAUCGCAACGAAGAGAAGAUCCCCAAGCAUGCACAUGCUGACUUGCAUUUGGUUUCGGAUGACGAUAUUUGGGAUUCUUGGUCGAGGCUCGCCGACCUGAAGGGCCGGUGUUCAGCCAAAGACUUUGGCAUGUGGCAGCAAGACCAUGGCUUCAAGGAUGUUUUUGCCACUCUGGAGAAAUACGUGGAUCUGUGGACACAGCCGGCUUCCUUCGCACACGUAAAGCUGAAGCAAGUCUUCGAGAACAAGCGGAUGAAAUCCUGUAGAGAAGCGGGGAAGUUCAAAACGACAGCUUCCGAAAUGCUCAGUUUGCUGCCGGUCCUCGCCUUUUUCGUCCGAACCUGCAUCCUUGACAAAGGCUUCCUACCAUCCGAGUGCGAAGCUUUUUUGCAGAUGUGCCUUAUGGUGGAACUAUUGCAGGCCGCCUGCCAUGGGCAUGGUUGUGUGCUUCCAUCCAUGUUGCGAGAGGCCGCCGACAAGUGCAUGAGCUCUUGGUUCGAAACGGGCUGGGGGGAGCACGUAACCCGCAAGAUGCACUGGUUGCUGCAUAUGGGUGACCACUAUGAAAAGCACAAGAGGCUGCCUGCAACAUUCAGCAUGGAGCGGAAGCACAGGACAAUCACCAGAUAUGCAGCAUCCAUCCAGAACACCAGCACUUUCGAGCGAUCCCUCUACGAGGAAGUGCUUGCCCAUGAGCUGUGGCACUUGGAGAAGUUGCCCGAGUUUCCGGCAGACAAAGGGCGGGACCCUCCUUGGGAUUGUGCCGAAGUUUUUUGCCAUGUUCCCGUGCAAGGCACAUUGUGGUCCGUGGUCUCCCUUUGGAGCUUGCAGGAGUACAACAAGGACAAGCACUGUGCAGUGUGGACCGAGAUGGAGCAGCCUGUGAUUAUCGAGAGCAAAGACAUCCUGACAGCGGUGGUCUAUUUGAGAGACACGAAUUGUGUCCGCACUUUAAUCCCUUUGCACCUCCGUAGCUGA
Symbiodinium sp. CCMP2592 is the source of this 1614-nucleotide messenger RNA. NCBI's taxonomy places the organism in Eukaryota, Dinophyceae, Suessiales, Symbiodiniaceae. The record is from the annotation of a GenBank genome assembly.